This is a messenger RNA of Notothenia coriiceps (black rockcod), 564 nucleotides long. RefSeq names its product sodium/hydrogen exchanger 7-like. Gene Ontology annotation, molecular function: sodium:proton antiporter activity; potassium:proton antiporter activity. Gene Ontology annotation, cellular component: plasma membrane; recycling endosome. The annotation marks the transcript as partial. NCBI's taxonomy places the organism in Eukaryota, Metazoa, Chordata, Actinopteri, Perciformes, Nototheniidae. The record is from RefSeq and is a predicted model, not a curated record. Gene Ontology annotation, biological process: proton transmembrane transport; potassium ion transmembrane transport; regulation of intracellular pH. The transcript is spliced from 5 exons.
AGACACUUCUUCAGGAACAUGGGCUCCAUCAUCACCUACGCCUUUCUGGGCACGGCCAUCUCAUGCUUCGUCAUCGGGAAUCUGAUGUACGGCGUGGUGAAACUGAUGCAGGUUUUGGGACAGCUGACGGACAAGUUUUACUACACAGACUGCCUCUUCUUUGGUGCCAUUAUGUCCGCCACUGACCCAGUGACGGUGUUGGCCAUCUUCAACGAUCUGCACGCUGAUGGGGAUCUCUACGCUCUGCUGUUUGGAGAGAGCGUGAUGAACGACGCCGUGGCCAUCGUGCUCUCCUCCUCCAUCGUGGCGUACCAGCCCAGCGGAACGAACACUCACAUGUUCGACGCCGCUGCCUUCUUCAAGUCCGUCGGGGUCUUCAUCGGGAUCUUCAGCGGCUCCUUCGUGAUGGGAGCCGCCACCGGAGUCGUCACCGCUCUCGUCACCAAGUUCACGAAGCUGCACUGCUUCCCGCUGCUGGAGACGGCGCUCUUCUUCCUCAUGUCCUGGAGCACCUUCCUGCUGGCCGAGGCCUGCGGGUUCACAGGUGAGCUGAAGGGCAAAUAA